GUCCCGCCACAUCUAUCCCCCCUCUCUCUUGAGGAGGGCACCGCCAUUAGUUUAGUAGCCGCUAAUUAUCCUCACUAACCCUAAUUACCCUCACGCAAAAGCACUCUCUGCGAUCCCCUAUCAUCAAGCUCCAAUUAUCAGUUCGCCGCGUUAGAGGAGUUCGCCGGCCGGAGGAGGAGAAGAAGAUGACGGUGACGCCGCAGAUCACGGUGGGCGACGGGAGGCUGGCGGUGCGGGGGCGGACGGUGCUGACCGGCGUGCCGGACAACGUGUCGGCGGCGCACGCGUCCGGGGCGGGGCUCGUCGACGGCGCGUUCGUCGGCGCCGCCGCCGGCGAGGCCAAGAGCCUCCACGUCUUCACCUUCGGCACUCUCCGGGAUUGCCGGUUCAUGUGCCUGUUCAGGUUCAAGCUGUGGUGGAUGACGCAGCGGAUGGGCUCCUCCGGUCGCGACGUCCCGCUCGAGACCCAGUUCAUGAUCAUCGAGGUUCCCGCCUCCGCCGGCGACAACGACGACGGCGGCGGCGGCGAGCCGGUGUACGUGGUGAUGCUGCCGCUGCUGGAGGGGCAGUUCCGCGCGGCGCUGCAGGGGAACGAGCACGACGAGCUCCAGAUCUGCAUCGAGAGCGGGGACAAGGCGGUGCAGACGGAGCAGGGAGUGAACAUGGUGUACGUCCAUGCUGGGACCAACCCCUUUGACACCAUCACCCAAGCUGUCAAGGCCGUGGAGAAGCACGUGCAGACAUUCCACCACAGGGACAAGAAGAAGAUGCCGUCGUUCUUGGAUUGGUUCGGGUGGUGCACCUGGGACGCAUUCUACACCGACGUCACCGCCGACGGCGUCAAGCAGGGCCUCCGCAGCCUCGCCAAGGGCGGCGCGCCGCCGCGCUUCCUCAUCGUCGACGACGGCUGGCAGCAGAUCGGCACCGAGGACGCGCCCGGCGACGAGGCCGUCGCCGUGCAGGAAGGCGCGCAGUUCGCGAGCAGGCUGACCGGCAUGAAGGAGAACGUCAAGUUCCAGAACAAGAACGGCGGCCAGGAGGAGACGCCGGGGCUGAAGCUGCUGGUCGACGAGGUGAAGGGGGAGCACGGCGUGCGCCAGGUGUACGUGUGGCACGCCAUGGCCGGGUACUGGGGCGGCGUGGCGCCGGCGAUGGAGCGGCACGAGGCGGCGCUGGCGUACCCGGUGCAGUCGCCGGGGGUGACGGGCAACCAGCCGGACAUCGUCAUGGACUCCCUCUCCGUGCUCGGCCUCGGCCUCGUCCACCCGCGCAGGGCGUUCGCCUUCUACGACGAGCUCCACGCCUACCUCGCGUCGUGCGGCGUCGACGGCGUCAAGGUCGACGUGCAGAACAUCAUCGAGACGCUCGGCGCCGGCCACGGCGGCCGCGUCGCGCUCACGCGGGCGUACCACCGCGCGCUCGAGGCCUCCGUGGCGCGGAGCUUCCCCGACAAUGGCUGCAUCUCCUGCAUGUGCCACAACAGCGACAUGCUCUACAGCGCGCGCCAGACCGCCGUGGUGCGCGCCUCCGACGACUUCUACCCGCACGACCCGGCGUCGCACACCGUCCACGUCGCCUCCGUCGCCUACAACACCGUCUUCCUCGGCGAGUUCAUGCAGCCCGACUGGGACAUGUUCCACAGCUUGCACCCGGCGGCGGAGUACCACGGCGCGGCGAGGGCGAUCGGCGGCUGCCCGAUCUACGUCAGCGACAAGCCGGGGAACCACAACUUCGAGCUGCUCAGGAAGCUCGUCCUCCCCGACGGCUCCGUGCUCCGGGCGCGGCUCCCCGGCCGCCCCACCCGUGACUGCCUCUUCUCCGACCCGGCGCGCGACGGCGCGAGCUUGCUCAAGAUAUGGAACCUGAACAAGUGCGGCGGCGUAGUCGGGGUGUUCAACUGCCAGGGCGCCGGGUGGUGCCGCGUGGCCAAGAAGACGCGCGUGCACGACGCGGCGCCGGGGACGCUCACCGGCGCCGUGCGCGCCGACGACGUCGACGCCAUCGCGCAGGUCGCCGGCGGAGGGUGGGACGGCGAGGCCGCGGUGUACGCGCACCGGGCGCGGGAGCUGGUCCGGCUGCCGCGCGGCGCCGCGCUGCCGGUGACGCUGGGGGCCCUCGAGUACGAGGUGUUCCACGUCUGCCCGGUCCGCGCCGUCUCCUCCGCCGGCGUCUGCUUCGCGCCCGUCGGGCUCCUCGACAUGUUCAACGCCGGCGGCGCCGUGGAGGACUGCGCCGUCAUCACCUCCGCCGCCGCCACCACCGCCGCGGUGGUGGCGCUCAGGGUGCGCGGGUGCGGCCGGUUCGGCGCCUACUUCUCUCGGAGGCCGUCGAGGUGCGCGCUCGACGGCGCGGACGUGGAGUUCGCCUACGACGGGGACAAGGGGCUCGUCGCCGUCGACCUGCCGGCGCCGGAGCAGGAGCUGUACAGGUGGACCCUGGAGAUCCACGUCUAGGAUGUUGCCACGUGGCGCACUUGGGUGUUCGUUUCCGUGAGAGGCAUUCCCAGCCGUUGGAUUAUUGCCAUCGAUGGCUGUGCAGCAGAGAUGGACGGGCCGGAUUGAUGGAGAGAUUGCGAUGUGCCCUCCAUGCCUUGCAACGCAGUAGAGAAUGGCUGCUACAUCUCAGAAAAGAAGGGUAAAAAACAGUAUGCUUUUGUCAUGUUAUCCCUUGUAAAAUGCAGUACUAUGAUGUGAUGCUGCUAUAUGGCUCAUGUAAUAUUAGCUAAUAAUAAAUAAAUAAAUGACGGUGCUCCUAA
Messenger RNA from Oryza brachyantha (malo sina), 2755 nucleotides. RefSeq names its product probable galactinol--sucrose galactosyltransferase 2. Lineage: Eukaryota; Viridiplantae; Streptophyta; Magnoliopsida; Poales; Poaceae. Bases 186 to 2453 code for a protein of 755 amino acids. The transcript has 8 exons. The record is from RefSeq and is a predicted model, not a curated record. Gene Ontology annotation, molecular function: raffinose alpha-galactosidase activity.